Strongyloides ratti is the source of this 414-nucleotide messenger RNA. Its product is annotated as NADH dehydrogenase [ubiquinone] 1 alpha subcomplex subunit 12 family-containing protein. Gene Ontology annotation, cellular component: membrane. NCBI's taxonomy places the organism in Eukaryota, Metazoa, Nematoda, Chromadorea, Rhabditida, Strongyloididae. The transcript has 3 exons. The coding region runs from base 1 to 414 and encodes 137 amino acids. The record is from RefSeq and is a predicted model, not a curated record. Gene Ontology annotation, biological process: mitochondrial respiratory chain complex I assembly.
AUGAGUAGACCUAGUGUUUGGAGUACUCUUUGGAAGAAUAUGAUUGCUAGAGCAACAGGAGGUCAAAAAAGAGAAUAUGUUGCAGAAGAUGAAUUUGGAAAUAAAUUUUAUGUUAUCAAAGAAGGAAAACACAGUAAAACAAGAGGAUAUGAAGCUCCAAUGAAUGGUAAAGUUACUGAACCAACUAAAGAAUGGGUUUCGUGGUUAAAAGGAACACGUCGUUUUCCUCCAAGUGAAAAUGAAUUAGCAUUAAAUCGUAUCAGACAACAGGCACAAUUGGAACGAAAUAAUAUAUUAGAGAAGUCAAUGCCAAAUGUUGAUUCUACAGGUGAAACAAAAUCUCAGAAGAAUUCUACUUUUCCAAAAUAUGAUGACUUUGAAGUUUCACCCGGUUACAAUCCUAAUAAAAAAUAA